AGACGGGCAAAAGGCGGAGGAGGAGCGACGCACCUUCACAGUCAACAGACGCUGGGUGUGCGGCAGUGCCCGUCGGUCGGUAGAGGAAGGCUACACCGGCAGAAGAAGCCCGCGGAGGGAGGAAGACACCUGACGGCUAUUUUCCAUUGACCAGUGAAGGGCCGGCAGAGAGAGGAGCGGCUGAGGAGGGGAGCAGAGGCGGAGACGGUAAUUGCGUUUCUGGCUGCCCUGUGGGAACAUGGGAUAUAUGACCUCAUCAUUCACCUGUGAGGCUCUCCAGUAAACAACUCCAGAUAGAAGGAUGACUGAGGCAGCAGUAGAAAGUGCAGAUGUCCUCCUAAAACCCUGCGAUGUGACGUCAUGUGACGCCGUCAUCUGUCCCUCCCCUCCGCCAUGUCUACCCCCCUGCAAUCAGAGAAAGGAUGAGGAGAGUCACAGUGACACAAAGAAGCUUGAGCAGCAGAAACACUGCAGCCAGGUGCAACCAAAGAAAAAACUAAAGGCCAAAGGAAAGUUAGUGCGCAGUAUGGCUAUCUGCGAGGAGCCCUCACCGUUUGAAGAAUCAAUGGAAUCUCCAAACACAAGCAUCUCAUCUAGCUGCCAUGACAACGAGAGCACUUCCUGUCAGGAGGAGGAGCAUGAGAAGAGCACAGAUCCAAAGAAACAUUCAUUGUCCAAAGAGUCCAGCGUGGAGUACACAGACUCCACCGGCAUAGAUCUGCACCAGUUUAUCGUCGACACCCUCAACAGCAACCCCAGAGACCGCAUGAUGCUGCUUAAACUGGAGCAGGACAUGAUCGACUUCAUCACCAGCAAUAGCCCCUUUAAGAAGUUCCCUCACAUGUCGUCCUACCACCGCAUGCUGGUCCAUCGGGUGGCGGCCUACUUUGGCAUGGAGCACAAUGUAGACCAGACAGGCAAGUCUGUCAUCAUCAACAGGACGAGCAGCACACGCAUACCGGAGCAGCGUUUCCAGGAUGAGCUGCAUAAAGACAAGACAGAAGAGCUCCACCAGUGGAAAUAUAUUCUGAAGAGAGACAACAGCUCAGAUGACCAGAACCGACUCCACCCCUUACGGGAGAAGCAAAGCAAGUCAGUGGAGGAGAGAGAGGAGGAGUACCAAAGAGCACGAGAGCGAAUCUUCAGCCAAGAGCCGCCCUGCACCAAGGAGAGCACCCAUGCAGAAACCAGGGAUGUGGAGGAGUACAAUCCAUAUGCUGAGACCCAGAGGAGAAGGCAGCUCUUCAGGGGGAGCCGUGACAGCUCAGGCUCCAGCUGGACAGGCAGCAGCACUGAGACUGACUGCCGCUAUGGCAACGACCCCCGACCUUGGAGCAGCACCGACUCCGAUUCCUCCUACCAGUGGACGAGUCCUGCUCUGAAGCCUCGCCAACCCGCCAACCACAGCUGGGACGCACGAGGUUCAGGUUCCAUCUCUCUUUACAGACUGCCAUCCACAUGUCCUCACCCCUCUCCUCCUCCCAUGAUCGAGGAACAAGCUCCCAGCUCUGCCUACAUCAUGGAGAACGGGAUCCCACCAGGCAGUAUUUUGGUGAACCCACACACUGGGCAGCCAUUCCUCAACCCUGACGGGACCCCUGUGGUGUACAAUCCUCCGGACAGUCAGCAGCCAAUCAGGAGCCAGACUCAGCUGCAGGGCUCUCCCCCUCAGCCGUCACAGCAGCAGGUGGUUCAGUACUCGUCUGUCUCUUACACAGCUCCACAGAUGUUGCCUGUCACUCCCUCACAGCCAUACUCCACAAUUGAAGAUCUCUCCUCGCAGUUUGCCCAUGUGACAGUGAGCUGUCAGACGGCGGGUGAAGCCCCACCCGUCUACCCUCCCAGUCCGGGUUACAUCUAUGCAGCUCCUCCCCUUCCUCCUCCUCCUCCUCCUCCUCCUCCUCACAACCCCUCCAGCUACUGCCAGCCCUCACCUCAGGUGCCUGUGUAUUACUACGGCCAGUACCCUACCUCAGCUCAGCAUGGAUGCAGACCCCUCUCACCUACCCAGCACAUCCACAGCCAAGCAGCACAGCCAACAGCAGGAUACGCCCCUGCUGUGAGGGUGCAGCAGUCUUCCCACACCCAAACCCAAGCUGUGCUGGGGACCUACUCACCGGUUGCCUCCCAUCAGUGUAGCAUGGUUCAGGGAGGCGUUUCGGUGUCCUUUCCCCAAAGUAAAGUUGUAAACGGGGUAGGUGGGGAGGCGGGGUACUGCUGCGUCGUGCCCCCACCCGCCCACUGCCGCCCUCCCAGCUGCACCAACCUCAGCGCUCCGGCCUGGAACGCACAGUACUGACGGAGCCAUGAUACUUUUGUUUCUGUGUGAACUCAUCCACACACAUAUUUAACACAAACACAACCCCCCUCACCCUCACCUACACCCCUCCCUCCUCCUGAUGAUGCCCCCUGGGUUUGCACACACACACACAUGCAACAUACCCCCACUCACAGAGAUAAAUGUACCACUGUACCAAAGCUUAAUAGUAUAUUUCAGAGCUGCUGUAUUGAAUGCAUAAUUUAUAUACACAAAUGGAGUUUUAUAUUGAUAUUAAAUUAUAUAUUGUGUUUUAAGGAAAUGCACUGUGUGAAGAGAAUAAAGUGCUGUGGCUGGACUGACGAGGUCACAUUUCUCUAUCA
This is a messenger RNA of Acanthochromis polyacanthus (spiny chromis), 2640 nucleotides long. RefSeq names its product cAMP-regulated phosphoprotein, 21 (gene arpp21). The record is from RefSeq and is a predicted model, not a curated record. Gene Ontology annotation, cellular component: cytoplasm. Bases 302 to 2299 code for a protein of 665 amino acids. Gene Ontology annotation, molecular function: nucleic acid binding. The transcript has 20 exons. NCBI's taxonomy places the organism in Eukaryota, Metazoa, Chordata, Actinopteri, Pomacentridae.